UCCUCCUCCGCCUCCCUCGAGCGGCGUUUCCUUCGACCAACCCGGCUAGCUGUCAGGGCCAGAAGCGCCACCGUCUGGGUGAGGCUUGAGAGCUGAGUGACAGAGGGAGGUGUCCAACCCGCGGCGCGUGUGGGCGGCUGGGGGUGUGGGCGCGGCGUGUGCGGCAGGCUGAGCUGCACCGCAGCGCAUACACUACAAUGGCUGCUGGAAAGAGGGGAAAGCAAACAAUUUCCAGGCCCGCCGCGUCCAGCCCGAAAUAUGGGGAAAAAAUUACAGAAAAAUCGGAGAAUCCUGUAAAAGGCGGGAAGAGGGCGUUGAGGGGAUGCUGAGGCUCCCGCGAUCAGCAAAAAUGGGAAGCUCUGGAUUUUGGUUUGCGCCUAGACAUGUCAAUGGAACUGGUUAAGACCAAAAUCUGAAGGUUUUUCUGCAUUAUCCGUCACCAGGUGUGCACUGAGCAGAGGCUACCAUAAAUCUGUUUUGAGUAUGAACACCUUUUAAAAUGUCCCCUUUUGCUUUCUUUAACGACCACAUGAAACUUGAGAAGCCAUCUAAAGCUAAAUCUUUUAGUGGAGUUGGGCAAUUCCCAAGUGUCCAACAAGAAGGCCUGGUUUAGGCUGCGAUGGCCACUGUCAUUCCUGGUGAUUUGUCAGAAGUAAGAGAUACCCAGAAAGUCCCUUCAGGGAAACGUAAGCGUGGUGAAUCCAAACCAAGAAAAAACUUUCCUUGCCAACUGUGUGACAAGGCCUUUAACAGUGUUGAGAAAUUAAAGGUUCACUCAUACUCUCACACAGGAGAGAGGCCCUACAAGUGCACACAACAAGACUGCACCAAGGCCUUUGUUUCUAAGUACAAAUUACUAAGGCAUAUGGCUACUCAUUCUCCUGAGAAAACCCACAAGUGUAAUUAUUGUGAGAAAAUGUUUCAUCGAAAAGAUCAUCUAAAGAAUCACCUACAUACACAUAAUCCUAAUAAAGAGGCCUUUAAGUGUGAAGAAUGUGGAAAGAACUACAACACAAAGCUUGGGUUUAAGCGUCACCUGGCUUUGCAUGCCGCAACAAGUGGUGACCUCACCUGUAAAGUAUGUUUGCAGACAUUUGAAAGCACAGGGGUGCUACUGGAGCAUCUAAAAACUCAUGCAGGCAAAUCAUCAGGUGGAGUGAAGGAGAAAAAGCACCAGUGUGAACAUUGUGAUCGUCGGUUUUACACCCGAAAGGAUGUCCGAAGACACAUGGUAGUGCACACUGGAAGAAAGGACUUCCUGUGUCAAUAUUGCGCACAGAGAUUUGGCCGGAAGGAUCACCUAACACGGCAUAUGAAGAAAAGUCACAACCAAGAACUUCUGAAGGUCAAAACAGAGCCAAUGGACCUUCUAGACCCAUUUACUUGCAAUGUUUCUGUGCCUAUAAAGGAUGAGCUGCUUCCAGUGAUGUCUUUAUCUUCCAGUGAGCUGACAUCAAAGCCAUUUACAAACACCUUGCAAUUAAACCUUUACAACAGUCAAAUUCAGUCAAUGCAGAGCUCAGCUUCUGCUCACCAAAUGGUUGCCACAUCAUUACCAUUAGGAAUGCCUUGUCCAAUAGACAUGGAGGCUGUCCACCCUUCACACCAGCUUUCUCUAAAAUAUCCACUCAGUUCUACCUCAUAUACACUUUCUAUGACUGAUAAAGAGCAACCAUUGAAAGGGGAAAUUGAAAGUUACUUAAUGGAACUGCAAAGUGGUAUGCCUUCAUCAUCCCAAGAUUCUCAAGCAUCUUCAUCUAAAUUAGGGUUGGAUCCCCAAGUAGGGCCUUUAGAUGAUGGAUCUGGGGAUGUUUCCCUUUCCAAAAGUUCUGUUUCCAUUAGUGAACCUCUAACCACCCCAUCACUGGACUUUUCUCAGUUGUUCAAUUUUAUACCAGUCAAUGGACCUCCUUUUAAUCCUUCUAUUUCUGUGGGAAAUCUUGGAAUGAGUUACACACAAGAAGAGGCACAUUCUUCUAUGACUCAUCUGCCUCCACAAGCACAAGAUCCACAAGACCCUAGUAAUAGUAUAGGUCUUGGAUCUUUACAUUCAUUGUCAGCAGCGUUCACAAGCAGUCUAAACACAACCACAACCCUACCACGUUUUCAUCAAGCUUUCCAAUAAGAUGAAAAACCAACCAUGCAACAGUUUUUGUAGAAAUGCCUUAGAUUACUUUUAUUAAUGUAGUGCCUACUAUGUCAUUGUAAACCUACUUUUGUACAGUACCAAUUGUGUUAAGCCAGUAUGAAAUUCAAAUUUAAGUUUUAAAGUACUUUGAAUGUGUUUGUUCAUGGAUGUUUACUGGGUUUUUAAAGUCUAUCAGUUUUCACUGCCAAUAGACCCAUGCUUUUAAAUAUAGAACCAUUCCCACUAAAUGUAUGUAUCCCAUGUUUAAAUUUUCAUUAAGAAUAGUUAAUUCUGUUUGUCAGUAAGUGGUGGCUAUUUUAAUAACUAAGAAUAGCAACAAAAUAUUGAUUUUAAAAAACAGAAAAAUUUCUGCUAUAUUCAUAACAUGAAAUAUUUUAAAGUAAAAUUUUAACUCUUGUAUGACAAUUGUGCAGCAUAUACAUGUAGACAUCAAAAAGUCUGGAUCUAUUGUUUUUGCAAAAAUAACUUCAGGUUUUAAAAGAAAGAAAUAUAAUUUAAGUGCAAUUAUAGUAUUUAAGUAAUUCGGCAAGAAUAAUGUUCCUAAUUGGCAAGUUUAAGUUCAAAAAGAGGCAAAAGAGUUGCCUUUGAAACAGAAAUACAUUCAAUUAUUAUAGAAUACAUUAUUCUUCACUUUAAAUAUUCAUUUUCCCCAACUGACUCGCAAAGGUGUGGUCAAGUCUAGCCAGAAAGUUUAGUUCCUAUCUUGUUCAUUUGAUUUUCCUUCGUUUAUAAAUGAAUGUAAAUUUGGAAAUAAAUGUUUCCAUAUUUUCAUUGAUGCAGAUCUCUUGAAUUGAGUAUCUGGUGUGUAAUGUCACCCUAAGCAACAGCUUAGAUGGUAAUCACGCUUACUACACCUGGGUAUUUGGUUAGUGAUUUUUUUUCACUGCCAAGAAUUAAAAACAGGACUCUUAGGAGUGAAGUAAAAGCAUAUUGCUUAUGUCACUUUUAUCUCAAUACUAGGGUAUUUAGGAAAGUAACGACAAAAUGACUACUUAUUCUGUAUGUCAAAUUGCUGUUUCUUUUCAAAAGACCCUCUAUGUUCCCUACCCCUGAUAACCAAAAGAGGGAAAAACUGAUGUCUAAGUGCAAAAUGUUGUUUUGCUAUAACUUGGUAACAUUCUAUUCUUGUCACUUUUAGGAGGAAUUUAAAAAAUACAUAAAUAUGUCCCAUCAUUUGCAUGAAUUAAUAUAAGGUUUUAAGUGGUUAAAAUAAAUAUACUUCACAAAAUAAAGUUGCUCCCAUUUAAGGAGCUUUGGCUCCCAAUAUUUGUAUCAUUAGUUCCUACUUUUUUACUGUAGGAACCAUAUGCAGGUGUGAUUUUACUAUUUUAUACUGAUAUGUAUUUAAA
This is a messenger RNA of Heteronotia binoei (common prickly gecko), 3498 nucleotides long. It is a transcript of the gene PLAG1, whose product is annotated as PLAG1 zinc finger. Gene Ontology annotation, biological process: regulation of transcription by RNA polymerase II; cell fate commitment. The transcript has 4 exons. Lineage: Eukaryota; Metazoa; Chordata; Lepidosauria; Squamata; Gekkonidae. Gene Ontology annotation, cellular component: cytoplasm; nucleus. Gene Ontology annotation, molecular function: RNA polymerase II cis-regulatory region sequence-specific DNA binding; DNA-binding transcription activator activity, RNA polymerase II-specific; histone deacetylase binding. The record is from RefSeq and is a predicted model, not a curated record. The coding region runs from base 620 to 2125 and encodes 501 amino acids.